AUGAUGAUUUUAGCCAAAUCCGGUCAUCGUUUCCAUGGUUUGGCGCUGAAGCUGAGGAAGAACAGCGCGGCUCGGCAGAAACGAAUCGAUGAAUCUUUCUCGAUCGCCGCCCGGAGGAGAAAUUCCACCGAAAAAAAUCAACCGAAUGGAGUCGAGGGACCAAUCCAGCCGGUGUUAGCCCGAGGUCGAUGCAUUCACGCGGUCGGCAUCUUUCAAUCAGCUAGUCCUAUUGAAAAUGGGACACCCGGUAAAGAAAUGCAUCGUCAAUACACGAAUCAGAGUGGGAGUGAAGCGGAAGAGUUCACACAGGAAGAACUCCAAGAAUUCGCUCAAGCAUUUAAGAUGUUUGACAAAGACGGAAAUGGAACGAUGAACAUUAAAGAGUUGGGAGUAGCGAUGAGGACAUUGGGACUGAAUCCGACAGAGGAGGAGUUGCUGAAUAUGGUAAACGAGUACGAUGUUGAUGGGAAUGGUAAAAUCGAUUUCGGCGAGUUCUGCAAGAUGAUGAAAGAAAUGAACAAAGAGACAGAUCAAGAAUUGAUACGAUUAGCAUUCAAAGUAUUCGAUAAAGAUGGUAAUGGAUAUAUCACCGCUCAAGAGUUUAAACAUUUCAUGACAACGAUGGGAGAGAGAUUUACAGAAGAAGAAGUUGAUGAGAUUAUCCGAGAAGUGGAUAAAGAUGGAGAUGAGCAGAUUGAUUAUGAGGAAUUCGUGAACAUGAUCGCUCCAAUCGUUCAAGAAGGCACUAAAGAUGAUCCAUUCGCCGAUCCAGAGAAAGCUCAAGAAGAGAUUAAAGAGACAAAACCAAAGAAGGGGAAA
Messenger RNA from Mesorhabditis belari, 819 nucleotides. NCBI's taxonomy places the organism in Eukaryota, Metazoa, Nematoda, Chromadorea, Rhabditida, Rhabditidae. The record is from the annotation of a GenBank genome assembly.